Strongyloides ratti is the source of this 5553-nucleotide messenger RNA. Its product is annotated as Transient receptor potential cation channel subfamily M member 1. Gene Ontology annotation, cellular component: membrane. The record is from RefSeq and is a predicted model, not a curated record. The transcript has 2 exons. Gene Ontology annotation, biological process: monoatomic cation transmembrane transport. Lineage: Eukaryota; Metazoa; Nematoda; Chromadorea; Rhabditida; Strongyloididae. Gene Ontology annotation, molecular function: monoatomic cation channel activity. Bases 1 to 5553 code for a protein of 1850 amino acids.
AUGGAGAAAAAUAAUAUUUCAUCUUCUUCUGCAACUCCAUAUACUCAGGCAGAUUCUGAUAUUAGUAAAGCAUUUUCUGCAGUUAGGAAGUUAAGUCAUUACAAUGAAGUUGGAAUAAGACCUAAUCGUUUUGAUAGAGAACGCCGUCACCAUAGAAAACGUACUCAUCGUACUGAACAUCAGAUUAGACGGACAAGGAUGAUGAAUGGUGCUAAUGCACCACCAAGAUAUGUACAUUGUAGUGAUUGGAAAGAAAUGUUAGCUGUUACAAAUGAAUCUAAAAAAGAUGAAAAUUUACUGGUAGAUAAGAUUGUUGAAGCAAAAAAAAUAAAUGAAGAGGAAUACAAUGACUGUGAAACGUCAAUUCAUAGUAAAAAAGAUGAUAAUGAGGAGAAAGAUUCUGGAAGUUAUAGGAGUAUUUCAAAUAUUGUUCAUAGUUUUGGUAGGAAUUCUAAAGAUUCAGAUCAUAUUAUGAGUGAUAAUUUUAUUGAGAAAAUUUUUAAAAAAAGAGAAUGUUCUCAGUUUAUUUCAACUGUAAAAGAUGAAGAAAAAUGUGGAUGUGGAAGAUUAAAAAAUGACCAUUAUAUUCAUGCUUUUGAUGAAAUAGUAAAAUCAAAAAAGAAUGGUCUUGAAAAAUGGAGUAUAAGAAAGCAUACAGUUCUCUGUCCAACUGAUGCAUAUGGUACCAUUGAAUUUCAGGGUGGUCCUCAUCCUACAAAAGCAAAUUAUAUAAGAUUAUCUUUUGAUUCUGAUCCUGCAGAUAUAGUUAAAUUAUUUGCAAAUGUUUGGAAAAUACCACCACCAAAAUUAAUUAUAACAAUUCAUGGAGGAAUGACUAAUUUUGACAUUCAAACAAAAUUAACAAGAGUAUUUAGGAAAGGUUUACUUAAAGCUGCACGAACAGCAGGUGCAUGGAUUAUUACUUCAGGUAUUAAUGCUGGUGUUGUUAGACAUGUUGCUGCAGCAUUAGAUGGUGGAGCAUCAUUAGUUGGAAAAGGAAAAUCAAAAAUAGUUACUAUAGGUGUUGCACAGUGGGGUUUAUUAAAAAAACGUGAUAGUCUUAUUGGACAAGAUUGUGUAGUACCAUAUCAUCCUCAUAGUUUUUCAACAAAAGGAAAACUUCAAGUAUUAAAUAAUCGUCAUUCAUAUUUUUUACUAGUUGAUAAUGGAACAGUUGGAAGAUAUGGAGCUGAUAUAAUUUUAAGAAGACGUUUAGAAAGUUACAUUGCUCAGAAACAAAAAGUUGGUGAAGGAAAUAGAGGAGUUCCAAUUGUUUGUGUUGUAUUGGAAGGUGGUACAUGUACAAUUAGAACAGUAUUAGAUUAUGUAGCAAAUAUACCUAGAGUUCCAGUAGUUGUUUGUGAUGGAAGUGGUAGAGCUAGUGAUUUAAUUGCUUUUGCUCAUAGAUUUGUUCUUGAUAAUGGUCAACUACCUGAAGGUGUUCAACCUCAACUUUUACAUCUUAUUCAAAAUGUAUUUUUUUACAGUAAACCAGAAUCAGAAAAUUUAUUACUUGAUUUAUUAGAAUGUGUAAAAGAUAAAAAAAUGAUAACUGUUUUCAGGUUAGGUGAAUCACAUAAACAAGAUGUUGAUCAUGCAAUUUUAACAGCUUUAUUAAAAGGUCAGAAUCUUUCAGCUCCAGAACAAUUAUCACUAGCUUUGGCAUGGAAUCGUGUAGACAUUGCCAAAUCAGAUAUAUUUAUUAUGGGUCAACAUUGGCCUCCUGGUGCUUUAAAUAAUGCAAUGCUUGAAGCAUUAAUUCAUGAUAGAGUUGCUUUUGUUAGAUUAUUACUUGAAAAUGGUGUUAGUAUGAGUAAUUUUUUAACAAUUGAAAGAUUAGAAGAUUUGUAUAAUACAGAUAAAGGACCACCAAAUACAUUAUAUUAUAUUGUAAGAGAUGUUGUAAAAAUUCGUAGUGGAUAUAGGUAUAAAUUACCUGAUAUAGGUUUAGCAAUUGAGAAGUUAAUGGGAUAUGGUUUUAGAAGUACAUAUACUUCAAAAGCAUUUAAAGAUGUCUAUAGAAAUUAUAAGAAAAAUAAAGCUAAUUAUAAAUUUCCUAGAAACUCAGGUUUUUCACAAGGAAAAACUUAUGAAGAUAAUAUUCCAUCUCAUGGAAGUGUUUGUUCUCCUGUUAUUGAUUCAGCAUCUCCUUUAUUAGAUAACAGUCUUCCAGAAACUUUAAUCACUGCAGGAAAUAGAGCAUUAGGUAAUCAUAUCAUUUGGAGGUCUGUUUUAAGACGUGAUAAUACCUCAACUGGUCAAAUGGAACCACCUGUAUUAGUUAAUAAUGAUUAUGAUGGUGAUGACGAUGAUAAUAGUAACACAUGUAAUGAUAAAAAUGAAUUUGAAUUUAGAUAUCCUUUUUCGGAUCUUUUAAUUUGGGCAGUUUUAACUAAACGUCAUGAAAUGGCUUUAUGUAUGUGGGAACAUGGUGAAGAAGCUAUGGCAAAAAGUUUGGUUGCCUGCAGGAUAAAUAAGGCACUAUCAAAAGAGGCUGCGGAGGAUUACCUUGAGGUAGAAGUUUGUGAAGAAUUGAAACAGUAUGCUGAAGAUUUUAGAGAACUAUCAUUAGAGUUGUUGGAUCAAUGCUAUCGAAUGGAUGACGCUCAAACUUUACAAUUAUUAACAUAUGAACUUAGUUAUUUUGGCAAUGAAACUUGCCUAAGUUUAGCAGUUUUGGUUAAUAAUAAACAAUUUUUAUCUCAUCCCUGUUGUCAAAUAUUACUUGCAGAUCUUUGGCAUGGUGGUUUAAGAAUUAGAAGUAAUUCUAAUCUUAAAGUUAUCCUAGGAAUAUUGUGUGUUCCUACAAUAUUUUUCCUUGAAUUUAAAACUCGUGAAGAAUUAUUAUUACAACCACAAACAGCUGCGGAACAUGAAGAAGAUAUUAAUGAUUAUGAUUCAUCAACCAGUGGUUCAUCAAGCAGUGAGUCAAGUGAUUCAGAAUCUUCAGAUGAUUUUGAAGAAGAUGACAAAUAUGACAAUGAUAGUGUUAAAAAAAGAUAUUCAAGUGAAAGUGUUCAAUCAAUUAAUUUGACAAAUUUUUUUCAUGGUAGGAAAAAAAAACGCCAUAAUACAUUUAGUUCAUCUGGCCCAACAUCAAAUAUAGUUUAUUCAAAAGAAUACCAAGCAGCUGAACAAAGUCAGAAAAUGUCUUUAUCUCAUAAUGAUAAUUUUAAAAAAAAAAUAAGUUCAACAAAAGAUAAAGAAGUAUUAGAUAAUGAAUACAGAUUAGAUAUUGAAUCAUUGAAUGAUAAAUACAUAAACGCUAAAGGAGUUUCUUCUUCUUAUUUAAAAAAUAGGAUUGGUUCCAAUGAACAUUUUAUGAAUUUUAUAAAUGCAAAACAAAGUGAUGGAAUUAAAGCUAUGACUAUAGCUAGAAGUAAACAGAUCAAAACGCAAAGAAAAAUUUAUGAAUUUUGUUCUGCGCCAAUAACAACAUUUUGGACUUGGUGUCUAAGUUUUAUAUUUUUUCUAAUUAUCUAUGCUUAUACUCUUUUGAUUAAGACUCCACCUACUUUGAAUCUCCUUGAUACUUUUCUUACUUUAUAUGUUUUUUCAUUUGGAUGUGAACAUGUAAGAAAAUUUGUAAUGUCAGGACCAAAAAGAUAUAAAGAAAAAUUUGGGUAUUUUUUUAAAAAUAUGUGGUAUUUAUUAACAACAAUGGCUAUAAUUGGGUAUCUUACCGGUCUUGGAAUUCGUGCUUUCUUACCACAAUAUCGUGCUUACGGACGUGUUGUUUUAUCAGUAUCAUCAGUUUUUUGGACUUUAAAAUUAUUAGAUUUUCUUAGUGUUCAUCCAAAAUUUGGUCCAUACAUUACAAUGGCAGGGAAAAUGAUUCAAAGUAUGUCAUAUAUAGUGGUAAUGCUUGUAGUAUCACUUCUUUCAUUUGGCUUAGCACGACAAGCCAUCACUUUUCCUAAUGAAAAUUGGAAUUGGAUUCUUGUAAGAAAUAUUUUUUAUAAACCAUAUUUUAUGUUAUAUGGUGAAGUUUAUGCUCCAGAAAUUGAUGAGUGUGGGGAUUAUGCAUGGGAUGAACAUAUUAAUCAGAGUAAAUCUAUAGAUGAAGUUUUCAAUGCAAAUGGAAAAUGUGUUCCUGGAUAUUGGAUAACUCCAAUUCUUAUGACAAUAUUUCUUCUUAUAUCAAAUAUUUUACUUAUUAGUAUGCUAAUAGCAAUUUUUAACAAUAUUUUUGAUGCAACAGAUAAAAUUUCUCAACAAAUUUGGCUUUUCCAACGAUAUCGUCAAGUUAUGGAAUAUGAAAGUACACCUUUUUUGCCACCACCAUUUACUUUAUUUUAUCAUUUAUAUAUGUUAUUUAAAUAUACUAAACAUACCAUUAGAAAACAUAUGAUUAAUCAUAAGUUUUUUAAAAAGUUUUUAAAAAAACAAUAUGAUAAAGAAAAGUAUGAAGAAGAUAGACUAUUUGAUUAUAGUUUAAAAUUAUUUUUAAAUCUUGAUCAAGUAGAAAAAUUACAUGAUUUUGAAGAAGAAUGUAUGGAUGAGUUACAUAGACAAAAAGAGUAUAAAAAAAAUGUAUCAACAGAUGAAAGAAUAUUAAGAAUUGCUGAAAGAAGUGAACAAUUAGUUUAUAAAUUUAAUGAUAUUGUUAAUAAAGAAAAUAAUAUGAAUAAUUCUUUAAGAGAUAUGGAAUCAAGAAUUGAAACUUUUGAGGCUAAUCAAACAGAGUUGUUGUCUUUGGUAAGACAAUUAGUAUUACAAAGUAAACCAUCUUUUCAUAAUAAUAAAUGUUUCACACCAGGACCAAUUGAUGAAAAUGGAACACCAUUUCAAGAUGUAUCAUCUACUUUACAAAAUCAGCAAUUAAUAGAGGAAGAAUUUAUAGAUGAAAAUGUUUCAGAAAAUGGUGAUUAUUCUAUGACAAAUUUAGUAAAAUCAAAUAAUGAUGAAAUGGAAAUGAAGCGUAGGUUUAGGACAAAUACAUAUUCAGAGAAUGAGAUACCUGAAAGUCCUUCAAUACACAAUAAAAAUAAAUUAUCUGAUUUAGAAACUAAUCCUCAUUUAGGAAGUAGAAUUUCUCUUGAUCAUCGUCUGUUUUCAUCAACACCACCAGGAACCUCUUCUUUCAAACAUGGAAAACUUUUAAGUCCUCAUGAAACAAUGAGAAGACAUAGAAGAAAUGAUGAGUAUACCUCUAUUACUGAUACUAUUUCAGUUGUUAAUAAUUAUCAUAAUUCUAAUCUAACAAGAAAUAAUGACAAACAAGAUAAUAAAGAAAUUUUAGAUAUAACCACUGAAAAUGAUGUUGAUAGUGAAUAUGAUUUUGAAGAAGGUGACAAUGAAGGAUAUGUAUUUUAUUGUAAUGCUAAUACAUCUACUCUUAAACGUGCAAAUCCUUCUUUUGUCAAUAGACAGAAUGAUGUUUUUAGACAAUUAGAAGAAGAAAUUGGAAUUCGUGAUUCCUGUGAAACAAGUGAAUGGGAAGGUACCUCAUCAAGAGCUUCUAAAAGGAAUUCAAACGGUUGUGAUGACUUAGAUAAUGGUAUUCGUUUUACUGUAAAAAAUUCUGACAAAAUGGAAAAUAAUACACCGUAA